GGCGGCGUUUGGCCCAUCGCGGCCGCCUUAGCCGCGCCGUCGCCGGCCCGCCGCGGUUCCUCGGGGUCUGCCCGGCCUCUGGGGGUUCCGCCAGCGGCGCCCGCCGCGGCUGGGCCGGGCCGGCGCAAUGUUCACCAGCACCGGCUCCAACGGGCUCUAUAAAGCACCUUUGUCUAAGAGUCUGUUAUUGGUCCCAAGUGCCAUCUCAAUUUUAUUGACUCUGCUGUUCCAACAUUAUCAGAAGUUCUUUGCAUAUAACCUACAAGCUAUAAAAGAGGAUUUUCAGAUUUGGAGACUUGUAUGUGGGAGAACAAUAUGUCUUGAUUUGAAGGACACAUUCUGCAGCUGUCUGCUCCUUUACAACUUUAGAAUAUUUGAAAGAAGAUAUGGCAGCAGAAAAUUUUCAUCCUUUUUACUGGGUGCUUGGAUGCUCUCAGCUUUGUUUGAUCUUCUCCUUGUAGAAAUUGCUCAGUAUAUAUUUGGCAUCACCAUCAACAGCUUGCCUUCUGGUUUCUUGGGUCCUGUGUUUGCUCUGUUUGUACCAUUUUAUUCCUCCAUUCCAAGAGUGCAGGUGACACAAGUAUUAGGCCACUUUUCUAUCACAAACAAGACACUGGUUUAUAUACUGGGUUUACAGCUUGUAACCUCUGGUUCCUACAUCUGGAUUUUAGCCUUAAGUGGAUUGGUUUCUGGUAUUUGCUACAAUAGCAGUAUAUUAAAAGUUCAUCGAAUUCUUUGUGUACCCAGCUGGGUAGCAAAGAUAUUUUCUUGGACUCUUGAACCAAUCUUCUCAUCUGCGGAACCAACAAAUGAAGUUCGAGUGGGAAUGGGGGCAACAGUUGAUAUCCAGAGGCAGCAGAGAAUGGAGUUAUUGGAUCGUCAAAUCAUGAUGUCUCAGGUUGCCCAAAUGAGGCGGCAGAGGCAGCAGCAGGUAUUGGGUGGGAUGAUUAACUGGAAUAGACUGUUUCCUCCUUUACGUCAUAGACAUAAUGUGAAUUACCAAGAUCAUCACCCGUCUGAACAAGACACACCUCCACCUACCGAGGUUUCUGAAGAGCAGGUUGCACGACUUAUGGAAAUGGGCUUUUCCAGGGGCGAUGCUCUAGAAGCUCUGAGGGCUUCAAAUAAUGACUUAAAUGUAGCCACUAAUUUUCUACUGCAGCACUGAUGGUUUUCUGUGUGAAGGAACUCGCUCAAUGGGUUGUACACAUGUGAAAGAGGAUCAAAGCCACCUGCUGGACAGACUCACAAAGGUCGUCCCUGCAAGAGCAUCAGAAAAGAGAAACUGGCUCCGUGUGACUGGUGAUUCAAAGCGAUGUUAACGAAUGAUGAAUGACGUGAACUCUUCCCCAGCCUUCAGAUCACUUGGUGGUUUCUAGUCUGGUUAUCCUUUUCAAAGUAACUUUAGUUUCUACUUAUUACUGGAUAUCACCUAUAUUUGUUUUUAAAAUAAAGUAGGUGGUUUUUUCUUGUAAGUCCUUGUUAGACAUGUUAUCAUACUUAAUGACUAGGAAAAUAAGCUACAACAACGACAACUUGAUUUACCUAUCAAGAAAAAUUAUAUUUUCUUCGUUUACCAGUCUAAUUUCUCUAGCUUACAUGUUAUUUUACAGUACUUGAUUUUUGGUUACAGUAAUACGAGGUUUAAAGAUCGCUUUGUUUUCAACUCAGUAGAGGGUUGUGGGACUAUUAUGUCAUUCUUGGAAAGUUUUAUUAAUGCCUGUAAUAUUUUAUUUCUUUAAUUCCUUUUUAAAAUAAAAGUUGUCUUUCAGCACAUAAUGCACAGAUAGGGUGAGAGAAAAUUCAUGUGCAUAUUGCAAGCUAUGGUAAGUGACCGCUGUACAUUUAAAUUUUUACAAACUGAGUGAAUUGCUAUUCAGAUACAGGUCAUGAAGAUACUCACUGGAAGCAAUAAGGAUGGAUCAAAUGAUACAGUAAGGUCAGAACUGAAAUGAUUGGAAGGGACUUCCACGUCUAAUUCAGACACUUCUGUAACAAGGGAUAUAUGCUCAGUGUCCUAUGUGCUGGUUUCUUUUUUUGAGCUGGCUACAUACUGUCUUAAAAGAAAAUGAUAAAAAGCUAACUUUUAUAUAUAAUAGUUCUAGUUUUCUACUGUCAAAGAUGUGGAUGACCCUGCAUUUUCUGAAUCCUCACUGUCUGAAGCAACUUAUUGGUGAUCACAGGCUGGAAUAAUUGACCUUAAGGGCAGUUCAGGUUUAACACAGGAGUUAACAGGACGGUAAUGUCAAGGUCGUACAGUAUUGGUUUUGAAGUUUAGAUUGCUAAGUAAGUUUGCUCAGCUUGACUCUCAGAAGCCUUUAGUAUUAGCACCUUCAGAGUUUCAGAUGGUAGGGUGGAGAGAGGUGAACAUCUCUAUAAAACCGAGCUGAAGUAAUACAAGUUUCCAAACUGCGACUCCGUGAAAACAAUCUGCACAUGUAUCUCAAAGCAUUUAAUGUAUGUUUCUGUAUGUACUUGUGUUUGUAUAUUGUGUGUAUAUGUGUCUAUUUAUAUACACACAGGCAUAUUUAAUACAUACAUACAUUUAGAGUAAGAUAUAGGUCAUUGGAAGCAUAACAAAGGCACUAGCAAGCGCAGAGGGGAGGAGAUGAAAGAAUACAGGGGAGAGGAGGAUCUUUAGGAAAUCCAAAUGAACAUGUGUGUUCCAAAGUACAGAUCUGCGCAGUCUCACUCAGCCUGGAAAAUAUGCCAGGCAAUUAUAGGACAGAUCUAGGGAGAGAGGGAGAUAAGUUUUAUUUUUUAAUUGACUGAAAACUGAAAAAAGUCCUUCAGGCAUACAGGUCCUUAUCCAGAAGUAACAGCAGAUUUGUGCAGCUUUUGGCACGUGACGUAAUUUUUAAUAAAGUCAAUGUCUGGAUGGGGUUUUUUUUAGUAUUUUCCAGUGGGUGAAAUAAGGAAUUUUUUGAAUGACUGGGUGUUUUUCCUGGGCUUUGGUCAGCCUCCUUCAGGGUUUGGCUUGCUGCUAUGAUCACAGUAUUUAAGCAGGGUCUGCUUUUUAAUUGAAAGGUUUUGUUUGUGUGAAGCUGAGCGGCUCUCUGUGUGUGUACACUGGGGACAUUUCUGUACCCAGAGAACUCUGGAAACCUGCUGUCUUACAAAGCAAAGGGCAAAUGUAAGGGGAAAAGCACUACAAUAAUUUGUAUAUGCAAACUAGUUAAAUAUUUUGAAACAUACACAGGUUUUAAUUUUGAAAUGUACAGAUUCUUCCUUCACAAAUAUUUUAUCAAAAGUAACAAUAAAGACGAGUGAAUUACUUCAGAAGUCAAAUUCUGUCUGUAGGUAAUAAAGGUCCACCUAGCCCAGGGUAAAUUAAACAUGCCCUGUUCUAGGGACAAGCACAAAGAGCUUUUAUUCCUUGGAAUUUUAAGUGGCAUCUGGAACAUAUAAGUGGAUAUUCUCCACGUCUGAAUCCUUUCUUACUAUUAUCUGUACAAGGGGUAUCCAAAUGUCACAGUUGUGUGGAAAACCCCAUUUAGCUGGGCAUUUCACAAAACAUGGUCAGUCGUAAGGGGUAAAAUUCAGGUCUUGGUGACGUCAGUUGAAAACUCCCCUUGAUAUCUGUGAGAAUAGUUUCCAGGGUUGUGAUUUCCAAUUAAAAAAAAUGAAGUGGUAAAGGGAAGGGUCUCAGAUGCCGUUGAGUGCAGUUCCUGUUUCAUGCAAGAAGUACAGAAGAAAAAUUCACACACUAGAGCUGGAAAACAACUCUGUUUCCACUUGAUGGUAAAACUUUCACGGACCAUUUCUGGGAAUGUGAGGAACGUGUUCUUCACAGCCUACGCAAUGUUUGUCCAAUACGGUUUUGAGUAUCUCAUCACACAGUUGCUAUUUCGUGUGUGACACAAUGAGAUAUUUUUUUUUUAGGCAACAAGAGAAUGCAGAAUACUUUUCUAUGGAGAAGAUUUAAGUCCCUGGGAAAUUCACAUUGGUUUUAGUAAAGCCGAGAUUUGGUCUUUUGAAAGAAAAGUAGCUAACAUUUCUCUACUAAACUGGGAAUGUUGUCUUUUGAGACAACAUCGGAGUAAUUUAUUGGGGACUUUCCUAGAUGGUUAUGUGGUACUUUGAAAUACACGCACAGUGAGGUUUGUAUUUGUGGAAAUCUGCCUGAUAAGGCACCAGGUUCUCAAGCCUUAACUUUUUGCUAAGAUGCAGGAGAAUUGGGCUCCGUACCUACCAAAACUAUUCUCCUCUCUCAAAACAAGCGCUGGCAGUUGCCCGCUACUUAGUGAGCACAUAGACUGUCGCAGCUGGUUCAUGUACCAACCUGUGCUGUCCAGCGCUUGUUGGUGCCUUUGUGAACAUGUGAUGGAGAAAAGGGUUCGUUAUUUUUGUCUGAAACAGAAGAACAAGCAAGCAAAAUGUAAUCACAAGGUACUAGGGAAAGGGCAACAUUUGUGGCUUUCCUGUUUGUGUGUGUGUAUGUAUAUAUAUGCAUCUAUGUGCCUGUAUGCAUAUGUAUAUAUACAGAGAAAGAAUGAGAAUAUUUAUGUAUCGGUUUGAUGAAUUUAACUGGAGCUAAGAGUUUGUUGAAGAAAAUUAAAAGUCUGUAUUCAAAGUC
Molecule: messenger RNA, 4576 nt
Organism: Falco peregrinus (peregrine falcon)
Lineage: Eukaryota; Metazoa; Chordata; Aves; Falconiformes; Falconidae
Gene: UBAC2
Product: UBA domain containing 2
Exons: 9
Coding region: 128-1168 (346 amino acids)
Molecular function (GO): serine-type endopeptidase activity; protein binding
Source: RefSeq, a predicted model, not a curated record